AUGGUGAAACUAACUUUACGGGGUCGCCAGCUAGUAGGAGGGUUUUAUGGAGCAGAAAAACGACAAAGCGAGAAAAAUUAUUUUCCACUCCAGAAAUUAAUGAUCAUGAGCUCGUAUUUGAUGGACUCUAACUACAUCGAUCCGAAAUUUCCUCCAUGCGAAGAAUAUUCGCAAAAUAAUUACAUCCCAGACCACAGUCCGGAAUAUUACAGCCGGACCAGAGAGUCCAGUUUCCAGCAGCAGCACCAGGACUUGUUCCCUCCACCUCCACAGCGACCCAGCUACCCCGAGCGCCAGUACAGCUGCGCCGGCCUCCAAGGGCCAAGCCACCCCCCAGCGCACCCCAGGGGCCAUGGACCGCCGCCCGGAGGCCACCAUCUCCCCGAGAAGCAGCCCCAGCAGCUCUGUGACCAAACGGCUCUCUCCAGCACGGCCACCUCGCCAGCCCCGGCCCCUCCAGCCUGCAACCAGCAAACCCCCGAGCAUCCCAGCAGCACGGCCACUAAGCAGCCCAUAGUCUACCCCUGGAUGAAAAAAAUCCACGUCAGUACGGUGAACCCCAAUUACAAUGGAGGCGAGCCCAAGCGGUCCAGAACUGCCUACACCAGACAGCAAGUCUUGGAAUUAGAGAAAGAGUUCCAUUAUAACAGAUAUCUGACUAGGCGGAGGCGCAUCGAAAUCGCCCAUUCCUUGUGUCUCUCGGAGAGACAGAUCAAGAUUUGGUUUCAGAACAGGCGGAUGAAAUGGAAAAAAGACCACAGGCUGCCCAAUACCAAAGUGAGGUCGACGGCUCCGGCCAAUUCUUCCAGCGGCUCCAUCUCUGCUUCUUCCAACCCGGUUGCUAGCGAGGAGCAUUCGCAAAGCACAUCUCAGGAACAACGAGCAGAGGAUAUUACAAGGUUAUAAACAAACAAACAAACAGAAACAGAAAAAAACCCAACCCCCCCACAAAACUGACUCUGAUUAUUUAUAGAAUCUAAUAUAUAUAUCUAUAUAUUUUGGUUCUCUUUUUUCCCCUCGUAGUUUUUUUUUUCCUGUGCGUAUAUAUAUUUAAAAAAAGAGGGGAAAGACACACAAAAGGACGAGAUCGUCUUCCAAGAUCUCGGACAUUCCGUGCAUGAAUUCUUAGCAUGAGAGACCAGGUGAAGUACCUGCUGGGGUUUUUUUUAAACGCCAUUUUCAGGGUUUUAUUUAUUUUUUAAAGGGAAGGAGUUGCGAGAUGGAAUGGAUGUGUGUGUGUGUGAGAGAGAGAGUGUGUGUGUGUUUGGGGGGAGCUAAAUGUUCUGUUUUAGAUGAAUAAUCGGGACAUAUGCUAAUAAUUACACGGACAAGGAAAGAAUGUCGUUAUUUUGCUCUGUGCGUUUACAAAUAAGAGAACAACAAAAGGAAACGGACCACUGAAGGCUUUCUUUCUUUCUUUUUGUACAAAUGUGGGGCAAGGUUUUUUAAAAAAAUAAAUAAAUAAAGGGGAGAAAACAACACGGGAGCUAGAAGUAGCAGGCGAACUUAUGGCUUAUUUAAAUAUGAGAAGCAAAAGAGGGGAGAGAAAGGGAAAGCGAAGGAGAAAGUGGAAAGACAAAAGUCAAUAGCUAGAUUCCUUUGGGAUUAUUUUUUUUUCGUCGUGGUUCUUGUGUUUUUGGGACUGAUUUUACAUGAUCAUUGUAAACUUGCAAUAAAAGAGUUUUAGUGUAUAUGUGAAAGUCCCCUUGUUCAAUAAAACCAGUGAG
Molecule: messenger RNA, 1727 nt
Organism: Eublepharis macularius
Lineage: Eukaryota; Metazoa; Chordata; Lepidosauria; Squamata; Eublepharidae
Gene: HOXC4
Product: homeobox C4
Exons: 2
Coding region: 1-906 (301 amino acids)
Biological process (GO): anterior/posterior pattern specification; embryonic skeletal system morphogenesis; regulation of transcription by RNA polymerase II
Cellular component (GO): nucleus
Molecular function (GO): DNA-binding transcription factor activity, RNA polymerase II-specific; RNA polymerase II cis-regulatory region sequence-specific DNA binding
Source: RefSeq, a predicted model, not a curated record